UGUUGUUUUCAAGUAAUACAUUUCAAUAUACACCUAAACAGUAAAAUAUAUAUUUUUAGCAUGACAAGAGAUAAGAAACAAUAGACCUAUAUACAAAUUAUCUUAAGAUGUUACUUUUUGGCUCCAAUAUCCAUAUUUUUGUUCAUUCAAAUUUCUAAUUUACAUGAAAUAGAUGAUCAAAAAGGGAUAUCAAUAGACUGUGUUUAAAAUAUUAUCUGAGAAAUAAAAUGCUGCAUCAUUUUUACAGUUGAUGGUUUUAACCAAUAAAGAACAGAAACAAAGGAACAGAGUUUUGAACCACUAGAGAGAGCUGUUGAUCACAGAGUUUUAGUCGAGUUAAAGCGUAACACAAAAACUGCUGAAAAUAGUUAACUUUUUUCUUUAAUUUUAAAAUGAUUUUAAAGGGUUUUAGAGGAGGCAAGAACGAGAAAAAAGAAAAAGUAAAAGAAUUAAAAAAUAAACAAAAAAAACAUGAAAAACUGUUGUUCUCUUGAAAACGCCGCUGUUUCUCUGACUUUAUAUAUCAGUCUCAGUUUGUCAGUUCACUGAGAGAUCAACCUGAUAUAAAUGACCUUUGCUCUCAGAAAUUAUCCAUCAGCUCAGUUUAGUAACAUGUUUUGUCUCUCUACAUUUUUGUCAUUUUAUCCAGUGGCGGUCAGACUAAAACAGUCUUAAAGACUAACUACUGCUGAUAAAGUGUGUUUUGCCAUUAAGAUGCUUCAGCGUCAAAUUACUUGGUAAACAGGAAGGACUCUGGCUCCCAACAAGCCCUGAAGUUUAUAGCUGCGGUUUAUUCUCUGAUCUGGAAGCGCAGAGAUGGAUUACUUUUUUCAUCUGAAGACUGAAAAUGAAGAUUCUGGUGUUUCUGUGUUUUCUGAGAUGGAAUUUUCUCGGCGCUGCUGCAGUGAUUCACUCCCUGAAGUAUUUCUACACACAGUCCUUACAAGUCCCAAACUUCCCAGAGUUUGUGGCUGUCGGUUUGGUUGAUGAUGUUCAGAUCGAUUAUUAUGACAGCGACACCAGAGUGACGCUGCCCAAACAGGACUGGAUGAAGGAGGCCGUGGAUCCGCUGUACUGGGGGAGAGAAAAUGCAAACCGUCGAGGCAUUAAGGAGGUCUUCAAAGACAACAUUGAAACGAUAAGGCAGCGCUUCAACCAAACUGGAGGUGUUAACGUGUUCCAGAAUAUGUACGGAUGUGAGUGGGAUGAAGAGACUGGAGAGGUCAAAGGUUAUGAGCAGUACAGUUACGAUGGAGAAGACUUCAUUGCUCUUGACCUGGAGAAAGAAUCAUGGGUAGCUCCAAAACAGCAGGCUGUCAUCACCAAACAGAAGUGGGACAGUAACAAAGAUGAAUUGGUUUAUUUAAAGAACUACUACACCCAGAUCUGUCCUGAGUGGCUGAAGAAAUACUUAAAAUAUGGAAGGAGUUCUCUGAUGAGAACAGAGUCUCCAUCAGUGUCUCUCCUCCAGAAGUCCUCCUCCUCUCCAAUCAGCUGUCAUGCUACAGGUUUCUAUCCUGCCAGAGCUGAACUGCUGUGGAGGAAAGAUGGAGAGGAGAUCCAUGAAGGAGUGGAAAAAGGACAGAUCCUCCCCAACAAUGAUGGAACUUUCCAGAUGAGCGUUGAUCUCCAACUUCCAUCAGGAGAAGAAAUGCAGAGAUAUGAAUGUGUGUUUCAGCUCUCUGGAGUCAAAGACCAAAUCACUAAACUGGAGAAAACAAAGAUCAGGACCAAUGAAGAGUCCUUUGGUCAGACGAUGGUCAUUGUCGGUGUCGUCACUGCUGUUAUCCUUGUUGUUCUGGCUGUGUCUGCAUUCAUUCUUUACAAGAAGAAGAAUGCCAAACGUCCACCAUCCUCUGUAGAUAACAAAGAGGUCCAGCAGCAGAUGCUUCCAUCACCUUAAGAGAUUAACUCUCCUCUGAACUGUAUGGUGGCGCACUCUGCGGCCUGGUAGCUGGUGGAGGCGUGAUUCAUUGGAUCUGCUUCCCCCUCACGGGUCCUGUUUCCCGAUGCCGUGAUCUAAUUGGACCAGCCAACUCGGCACAUAUUGAUGAGAAGGGUAAAGCUUCAAGUUUCGAUGCCGAGGGUCCUUUAACCAUGCGUCAAUAUGUGACGAGUCGGGAGUGAGAAUGUGUUGGUCCGGUGAGUAUGCUGGCCAUGCAAGAACUGGGACAUUUUCAGCUCACAUUGUACUGUACACAAGAAUUGUGUACAGAUCCUUGCAACAUGGGACCGUGCAUUAUCUUGCUGAAACAUGAGAUGAUGUUCGUGGAUGUAUGACACAACAAUGGGCCUCAGGAUCUCAUCACAGUAUCUCUGUGCAUUCAAAAUGCCAUCAAUAAAAUGGACCUGUGUUCUUCGUCCAUGAGGAUGCCUGCCCAUACCAUAACCCCACCACCACCAUGGGUCGGAGAAAUGAACAUUGAAUGCACGAGCAACAGAUCUGGUUGACAUUCCUGCUGUCAGCAUGCCAGCUGCACACUUCCUCAAUGCUUGUAACAUCUGUGACAUUUUGCUGUGAGCCAAAACUGCACAUUUCAGGGUGGCCUUUUAUUAUGGGCAGUCUAAGGAUCACCUGUGCACUAAUCAUGAUGUCAGAUCAGCAUCUUGAUGUGGCACACCUGUGAGGUGGGAUGGAUUAUCGCAGCACAGCAGAAGUGCUCACUAUCACACAUUUAGAGAGAUUUGUGAACAAUGUUUGAGAAAAAUGGUAAUAUUGUGUCUCUGGAAUCAAUUUUAGAUCUUUAAGUCCAUCUCAUUAAAAUGGGAGCAAAAACAAAAGUGUCGUGUUUAUAUUUUUGUUGAGUGUACAUUGGAACAGAGUUUUAGAAAGUAUUUUGAAGCUUUCUAUCCCUUUCUGGGUGCUUUUCAUUAAAACAGAACAUAC
Messenger RNA from Oryzias melastigma (Indian medaka), 2887 nucleotides. Its product is annotated as major histocompatibility complex class I-related gene protein-like. The transcript has 8 exons. Gene Ontology annotation, biological process: immune response. Gene Ontology annotation, cellular component: external side of plasma membrane. Bases 848 to 1903 code for a protein of 351 amino acids. Lineage: Eukaryota; Metazoa; Chordata; Actinopteri; Beloniformes; Adrianichthyidae. The record is from RefSeq and is a predicted model, not a curated record.